Molecule: messenger RNA, 867 nt
Organism: Didymosphaeria variabile
Lineage: Eukaryota; Fungi; Ascomycota; Dothideomycetes; Pleosporales; Didymosphaeriaceae
Exons: 2
Coding region: 1-867 (288 amino acids)
Source: RefSeq, a predicted model, not a curated record
AUGUCUCCAGGAUCACUAGACUCCGCUUUCGACAUGGACAAAUUCCAAUCGCGCACUCAACAUAUUGCUCGGGAUCCAUCGCCCGAUGCGCAGGCAAAUGGACGUGCCGAGACCGACUUUGCGGCUGUGGGGGCGGCUUUCUGGUAUCGAAGGGAAUCUGAACCCCGCCCUCGCUCUCUUGACCUCAGCGAGGGAGAGGAUAUUGCCCAAGAUCCCCUUCAGAUGACGAAGCGAGCCGAAUUGUUCUCCGAUGCAGACGCCGUGGUGGCCGGAAACACGGUGCCUAGCAGGUCGCCUGCAACUCCAACUCCGACCCAACCUCAUCGCGGCUCGUACAUACAGCUUUCCGACCUGGCCCAAGUUCGUAAGAUAAGGGAUCGAAAGGGUCAGACGAUACGAAGGCGAAACCAAGACACUACCAUCCACGGCCUCUCACGCUGCUCGGUCGAGUACCGACUUAUCGCGAACUCGCUGACAGAACUAGGCCCAGGAUCCCAAAGUUCAAUUGGCACGCCAGAUCGAAGACGUCGGACAUCCGACACUUCGAACGAUGACGGCGCUGGUGACGAGGCCCAUGGGGACGAUGAACUCGAUGGACGAGGCCGCAGCGCCACUCCUAUGCCGUACUUCCCGCAAAGCUAUACUCCAUCGCACCAUUCUCAACAAACACAGGAAGAGCACAGGGAAGGCCAGGGGCCACUCUCGCCAAAUCCUUGGUCAUCCAACUUUCUUUACAACUUGGACCAACAAGAAAGAACUAAGGCUCUCGAAGGCGCCGAUGCACAUUUUCCGGUUAAUAAACAGCCGCGGGCAGAACGAGCGUACCGUGAGGACGCACGUUCUGCGAAGGAGGAUUCUGCUUCGUGA